Messenger RNA from Linderina pennispora, 2098 nucleotides. RefSeq lists its product as uncharacterized. Bases 174 to 1823 code for a protein of 549 amino acids. Gene Ontology annotation, biological process: nuclear DNA replication. Gene Ontology annotation, cellular component: nucleus. The record is from RefSeq and is a predicted model, not a curated record. Lineage: Eukaryota; Fungi; Kickxellomycota; Kickxellomycetes; Kickxellales; Kickxellaceae. The transcript has a single exon.
CUAGCGGCUGGCGACACUUCAUCCAAGAUCACAGACGAGCAGCCCAAGCUCUAGGUGAUGACCCAAAACCCCGAUCUUGAUGGCCAAAAUGAAGGCCAACAGUUUGCCACUGCGAAAUAAUAGAAAUAUUUCACUCCUCGCUUUUAGUAUCCUGUUUCUAGACGCAACUGACAAUGAGCAGCACGAGCCUGGCCGACUUGAAAAGGAAGCAGCAGCUUCGAAAACAGCAGCAGCACAAGCAGAAUAAGCGCAAGCGCGAGGCAGCAACGGCAACAGCAGCGGUAGUGCCUUCCCAGUCAACACUGGACAAUCAUUUUCACCGCUCCGCCUCUACUGGCCACAGCUCCAGCAGCCUGCCGAAGCGUCGCGACAAGCUGCACAACCAUUUCCAACGCGCAACCUCUCUCAACCUCGCCUCAAGCAUCCUGGCUGCGGCGCCCGAGACCAAGGCUCCAUUUGCCACCGCUCCACCCAAGCUGAAGCAGAACCCAUUCGACAUCAUCAAUGAACUGGAGGCAGAGGAGAACGGCUUAAUACUUGCUAGUGAAUUGGGAAACAUUGUGGUAGUCGGUGCAAGUGGAGACUUGUCGGAUUCGGAGGAUGACGGCGACGAAGGUGCCGACCCAGCGCUGGACCCGGUUGCGCUCGGCAGCGACGAGGAGAUGUUUGAAAACGACCCCAGUCUCUACAAGGUCAGCACCCGGUCCUUGCCAUUACAUUCUAGUACCUUGAUUCGGCAGACACCUCUGGGAGACGAUGUGAACAGUAAGAGUCGGGGUAUGAACUCGACUAGUCGGCAAAGCUCACAUCCAGCAGCCAGAAGCGACUUGGCUCUCUCUCACACUGAGAAAUACUCGUCCGACAAACCAUUACAGACACUUUCGCUACGGACUCAUGUAUCAGCAUCGUCUUCUCAUCCGCUCAAGGAGCUAGAGCGACUCAAAGACGAUGGGUCGCUCUUGAGCAUGACAUCACUUUGCAGCUCAGGCUCUGCCCCGCUGAAUCUGUUGGCUGAUGCACUGGUGUAUUGGGAAAUAAUCGGCGCAACUGAUCCGCGGCAGCAGGGCACACUGGAACAGCGGCCAUCUGCCAGUAUCGCAUCAGCGGGCCAGAUCCAGCAGGCAUUCGUCUCGCUAUUCCGACUGCAGCUGGAGGCGCCCGCAAAGUAUCCCUUUAUCUACCUGCAAACCCGCGACUACACAGCUGUCUUCCGCAUGAACAUCCUACCAGACACAUCUGGAACUUACAGACGAGAUGCGAUUGUAAGCCAGUCAUCACUGGGCUUGCGCAAGACAUUGCAUGCAGAAGGCGUGGAAUUCUCCGUACCGCUAGCACCCAAGACCCAGGACUGGAGCGAGAUUCCAGGGGCAAUCAGCACAGGUACAGACACGCAUUUCCUGCGCACAACUUUGUUUGACAAGACAUGGAAGUCAGCCCUGCUGAUCACCGAUCCUGCCAGCGUCAACGGACUGUUCAGCCAUUUGUACUCGUUGCCGCUGGGAGCGGCCAAGAUAUUUGCCAGCGGUCCGUUCCUCAAUGCCACCAUGCGCAGACAGACCGUGCGCAUUUCGAGUGUUGUGAGUUAUGAGGAUGGGGUCGAGAAGAUCCUAAACAAACUGGAUAUCAAUGGCGUCAUACUCCCAAAUAUGUGGAACACGAUCUUGACAUCGCUGGCAGAAGUCAUUGCCGAUGGUUUCCAUGCCACAUCAAAGGAGAGCGCAGAUACUGCAAGCCUGACAAUGCUGAUAACAGCAGGACAGAACAAUGCUGCGGCUAGACGGAGGGGUGUGACUUUUGCCGAUGGCAAGUACACAUAUUCAUGAACAUUUAUGUCGAAUAACAAGCCACCGGUCGCUGUCAACUUGUAUGCCAGCAUCGCACUCACCCAUGCCGGCUCAUGAAUCGUAACUAACGGAUUGCGAUUUAAGAUGCGAUGAUUUAUGAGUACUAUAUGGCCUUUGGUACUGUCCAGUAUUCAGCGCUGGCACCCGCUGUGUCGCCGCUCACAAGUUUUUUUUACCAAGGUAUAUAAACCCCUGUAUGUGAGGCAUGCGCUAGCCUAGAUAGAAAUAACACCAUUCCAUCUAAUUGCUUUUAC